Molecule: messenger RNA, 1269 nt
Organism: Fusarium falciforme
Lineage: Eukaryota; Fungi; Ascomycota; Sordariomycetes; Hypocreales; Nectriaceae
Product: EHN domain-containing protein
Exons: 2
Coding region: 1-1269 (422 amino acids)
Biological process (GO): epoxide metabolic process
Molecular function (GO): epoxide hydrolase activity
Source: RefSeq, a predicted model, not a curated record
AUGAAGUCGAUCACGGCUCUUCUCGUUUUCCUGGCCAUCCCCUGCAUUGGUGGUCAAGCACCAUGGGGUCAGCUUCCUCCUGGCGUCACCCUCCCCGUCCAACCAACACAACUCAGCAUUCCCCACAACGUGGUUAAAAGCUUCGAGAAGGAAAUUUCUCAGCGCAAAGGCUUUCAAGUCACUUGGGAAAACUCCCAGACCGACCGUCGAUUUGGGGUGGACCACGACUGGAUGAGCACAGCUCUUCAGCAUUGGCGUGACCAGUUUUCAUGGAGAGACGUUGAAGCGGGCAUCAACCGGCACCCUCAUUUCAUGACGAAUCUCACUGUCGACACUACAGAACUACGAGUUCACUUCAUGGCUCUCUUCUCCAAAAAGACCGACGCCAUCCCGAUCGCCUUCUUCCACGGCUGGCCAGGCAGCUUCCUUGAGUUCAUGGACAUAUUCGACAUUGUCAGGUCACGGUACGAUCCAGAGUCGAGUCCCUAUCACUUGAUAGUCCCAUCACUCCCAGGAUUCACCUUUUCAAGUGGUCCGCCCAUCUACUCAAACUGGGGCAUCGCCAAUACAUCUGCUGUGAUGGACAGCUUGCUACAAGGCCUGGGGUUCGGCAAUGGUUAUGUAGCGCAGGGAGGUGACAUUGGAUCCUUUGUUGCUCAAACACUCGCGCUAUCAUCAUCUAGUUGCAAGGCCGUGCAUUUAAACUUUAUCCCCAGCGUUCAACCUCCAGGUGUGCCAGACCCUCAGAAUGACACCUCGCUCACACCCCAAGAUCUUAAAGUCCUAGCUCGGUCACAAGAAUUCGUCAACACAAAGCAAGCUUACGCCCUAGAGCAAGGCACUAGGCCAGCAACACUUGGCUUCGUGCUGAGUCACAGCCCGGUCGGCCUCUUGGCUUGGAUCGGAGAGAAAUUCCUCGCAUGGACUGACCCAUCAAGAACCCUGUCACUGGACCAGAUCCUCACGCACAUUUCUACUUAUCAUCUCACUCAAACCAUCUCACGAAGCUUCUACGCCUACCGCGAGACUUCUUACUCGCUCUAUCCUGAACCGGCCACAGCUCCUCGAAUUGAGAAACCGAUGGGAUACAGCCGGUUCCCCUAUGACAACUCUGGAGUGCCAGAGUCUUGGGCCAAGGAGGUUGGAAACCUGGUCUUUUACAAGGCGCAUGAGCGCGGUGGACACUUUCCGGCUUUGGAGUACCCCGGGGUUCUCUGGGAGGAUGUUGAAUCGUUUGUCCAGCAGACGUUCCUAGACUCGACUAUGUAA